AAUCGUGGCUGUAAAGCUAUGGUAGGGGGAUUUCCUACCUUGCUUGGAGCUUGUAUAAAGAGGCGAUCUAAUUCCUGUAUGUUUUGUUUGGUAGAUCGGUUGAACACUGUUAUUGACUUGCAAACAUGAAGCUUUUCUAUACGUUAUUUGCUCUGGCUGGAACACUAGCAAAUGCAGCUUAUACAGGCGAUAUCGUUCAAUACUGGUAAGCUAACACCUUUGAAAAUUGAUUGUUCUCUGUCCUGAUGAGUUCAGGGUCGACCAAUCAGCCAUUCUCGUAAAUGGUACCAUAAUAGGAGGACUGCCAUCUCCCCCAUCCGGCUGGUUUGAAGCAAUGGUUCAAGCCUCCGUCCUCCUCGCAGCUACAGAAUCCACCUCUGAAUCCCUCUCUUUCCAACAACUAGUAGUCUCCCACGCAGCACACGAUGCCCUCCUCUGGACGUUCCACGGAACCCGCCUCUACGCAACCGUGAACGCAAAACUAAAAGCCGCUCUCCCAGCAAUCGGCCUCGAUCCUGCCUCCUCUUCGGGUGGAAAAGCCAUUAAAAUCGGUAGAAAUGCAGCGCAAACUGCAAUUGUAGCAAGAGCCGAUGACGGGAUUAAUAAUUUCGUGGAUUAUACGCAGCAAGCUGCUCUGCCGGGGGUUUAUCAAGCUACGCCUGGUGGAUCACCGAUUCCUGAUACGCCUCAGGCACAGUUUAUUCGGUUAUUUGGGGGUGUGGGAGAUGUUAAGAAGUUUCGAGCUCCCUCUCCGCCGAGUGUGAAUUCUUCUGGGUAUGAAGCUUAUUUUGAGUAUGUUAAGAGUCAAGGGAGAAGAAAUUCGACGGUGAGGAAGGCGUACGAUACUGAGACCGCGUAUUUUUGGAGGGAAAGUAGUCCGAUGUGAGUUUCGUGGAUACUGUGAUGAAGUUUCCAUGUCCUAAUGCGUCAUUGUAGCCAAUGGAAUAGACUUGCUCACGCUGUGAUCGGCAAUUCCCUCGCUACAGAUGUCCUAGCCUCCGCAAAAUUCUACGCUCAACUCAAUUACGCGCUCUCCAACGCAGCAAUCGCAAGCUGGGACUCUAAGUAAGUCCCCCUCUCCCACUUUCCAGAUCUCACCCUCUCCAGAAUCCGGAAUUGAUAGCUGCAGGUAUUUCUACAACAGCUGGAGACCCGUAACCGCCAUCCGAAGACCCGGCAUCUGGCUCGCGAGCGGAAAAGACGUCUCAGAUGCAACCUGGGAACCACUCCUCACCCCAACGCCAAACCAUCAAGAUUACCUCUCCACCCACGCGACAUUCGGGGGUGCAGCAGCGGCGGUCAUUCGUGCGUGGAAUAAGGGCGAUGCGAUUAAUGUUACGGUUAGCAGCAAUGUGACGCUGGACAAUGUCGGUGUGAUUACGAGACGAGUUACGAACUUGAGUGCUGCUGCCAUAGAGAAUGGUCAAAGUCGGGUUUUUGGCGGGGUGAGAGAAUCUGAAUCUGUGGGAGAGUUUGAAGGAGCUUGCUAAUGUGAUUGUAGAUUCAUUUUUCUUUUGCGUCCGAGGAGGGGAAUUGCAUUGGGAAUUUGGUUGCGUUGGAGACUUUGAGGAGGUUUGAUGAGCAUUGGAGGGAGAUUUGAUACUCUUGUUGAUGAUGACGAUUUUGAGUCGGCGGACGGGUUGAUAUAAUGUGUUUUAAGGUUCUCUAAAGUUAAAGUAUCGUGCAAUGAGAUGUUCAGUGUGAC
Hymenoscyphus albidus is the source of this 1705-nucleotide messenger RNA. Lineage: Eukaryota; Fungi; Ascomycota; Leotiomycetes; Helotiales; Helotiaceae. The record is from the annotation of a GenBank genome assembly.